Drosophila miranda is the source of this 862-nucleotide messenger RNA. RefSeq lists its product as uncharacterized. Gene Ontology annotation, biological process: double-strand break repair via homologous recombination; protein sumoylation. Gene Ontology annotation, molecular function: SUMO ligase activity; zinc ion binding. Gene Ontology annotation, cellular component: Smc5-Smc6 complex; nucleus. The record is from RefSeq and is a predicted model, not a curated record. Lineage: Eukaryota; Metazoa; Arthropoda; Insecta; Diptera; Drosophilidae. The transcript is spliced from 2 exons. The coding region runs from base 98 to 790 and encodes 230 amino acids.
GGCGGUCGCACAAAUGUAAACAAAUCGUAAAAUUUUGUCUUUCCACCUAGUUUUUGAAUCAAAUUGCUCGAAUUUUCUGCCUAACAUCCUGUGCUUAAUGGAUUUUACGAAGCAGAUGGACGAUCACCUCUUCAUGCUCAUUGAAAACACCAAGUUCUUUAAGCAAAUGGCCGACGCGCUGGGCGAUUGCGAUGAGAAUGGCGAAAUGAAAAAGUUUCUCGAAGAAAGCGUAAGAAAGCGGCUGCAGAUGGGAGAAAAACUUUUAAAAAUGGAACAGGAGCAUGAAAACACCUGCAAGGCCAUGGAUCAGGCCCAGGGGGAGAGUGCCAGCACGGAGGAACUCUCGAGGAAAGUCGAUCAACUGAAUCAAGCUGCCGCUAAAAGGGCCUCCAAUGUGAAGAACAAAGUCAAAUACAAAUACUUUAAGAAGGAAAUUGAAUUCUCUGCUGGUCCGGCCGACGGGAAUGCUCCUACUUCCGAUGGUGAUUUCGGUAUGUCCGAAGUUGUGCAAACCGGAGGCGAUGUGUUCUCCUUACACGACCCAUGGUCGAUGGUGCUGAUGAAGGACCCCGUGCGUAACACGAUGUGUGGCCAUAUCUACGACAGUGGAUCGGUUAACGCCAUGAUAAAGGAUUACGUCAGAAUCCGCUGUCCUGUAUCGGGCUGUGCCAAUAAGCACUUCAUUCAGCCAUCGCAUUUGGUGCAGGACAUCGAGGCUCAGGAGAAGCUGCGUCGUCAUCUGUCUGAGCAGAAGUUAGAGGUAGCUUCUGAUUCUGACGAUUCUAAUUAGUAGCUAAAGUGCGGUGUUUUUUUUAAUAAUACAAGAAUAUAGAUAGCCCACGAAUGGUGGAGAAACAUAAAA